AUGCUGCUUUGGAUUCUCUUGCUGGAGACGUCUCUUUGUUUGGCUGCCGGGAAUGUUACGGGGGACGUUUGCAAAGAGAAGAUCUGCUCGUGCCCCGAGAUCGAAGGCGACCUGCACGUCGACUGCGAGAAGAAGGGCUUCACCAGCCUGCAACGUUUCUCGGCCCCCACUUCCCAGUUCUACCAUUUGUUCCUGCACGGCAAUUCCCUCACGCGCCUUUUCCCCAAUGAGUUCGCUAACUUUUACAAUGCGGUCAGCUUGCACAUGGAAAACAACGGCUUGCACGAAAUUGUGCCGGGAGCUUUCCUGGGGCUGCAGCUGGUGAAGAGGCUGCACAUCAACAACAACAAGCUGAAAUCUUUUCGCAAGCAGACUUUCCUGGGGCUGGAUGAUCUGGAAUAUCUCCAGGCUGAUUUUAAUCUAUUGAGGGAUAUUGACCAAGGGGCCUUCCGGGACUUAAACAAGUUGGAGGUGCUGAUUUUAAACGACAACCUGAUCAGCAUCUUACCUGCCAACGUGUUCCAGUAUGUGCCAAUUACCCAUUUGGAUCUACGAGGUAACCGCCUGAAAACCUUGCCUUAUGAAGAUGUUUUGGAACAGAUCCCGGGCAUUGCUGAGAUCCUGCUGGAGGACAACCCAUGGGACUGUACCUGUGAUCUACUCUCCUUGAAAGAAUGGCUGGAGAACAUCCCCAAGAAUGCUUUGAUCGGCCGGGUGAUUUGUGAAGCUCCCACCCGUUUGCAAGGGAAGGAUUUAAAUGAGACAACUGAACAGGAGUUGUGCAGGAAAACCCGUGUGGACUCCAGCUUGGCAGCUCCCCCUGCAGAAGAGGAGACUUGUGAUCCUGGCCCUAUUCCCACUCCUUUUAAGAUCCAUGGCAAGGAAGAUUCUGCUACAGCAGGUUCUGCCCCUCAUGGGGGUACCAAGAUCCCAGUCAACUGGCAGAUCAAGUCCAGACCUACAGUUGCUAGCUCAAUCCACACCAUGAAAGGCAAGUCUUCCAGCAACACACCCUGCCCUGCCACCUGCACUUGCCACCAGAUUCCUGGAGGCUUCAAGGUAAACUGCAAUGAUGGCAACAUCAGCAGCCUGGUGGACCUGAAGCCUAAGCCAUCCAAUGUCCAUGAACUCUUCCUGAGGGGCAACAAGAUUCACACCAUUCGCAAAUCCCAUUUUGUGGAUUAUCAGAAACUCAACCUAUUGGACUUGGGCAACAACAACAUUGCCACUAUGGAAAACAAUACUUUCAAAAACCUGCUGGAGCUUGUGUGGCUCUACAUGGACAAUAACUAUUUAGACAUACUAUCUCGAGAGAAGUUCAAUGGUUUGCAAAACCUAGAGUACCUAAAUAUGGAAUUUAAUGUCAUCCAACUCAUCAUGCCAGGGACCUUUAAUGCCAUGCCUAAACUGAGAGUACUGAUUUUGAAUAACAAUCUUCUGAGGUCUCUCCCAGUUGAUGUUUUUGCUGGAGUCUCUCUCUCUAAGCUCAGCAUCCACAACAAUUACUUCCUUUAUCUGCCAGUGGCAGGAGUGCUGGAUCAACUCACCUCCAUUACCCAAAUAGAUCUGCAUGACAACCCAUGGGACUGCAAGUGUCCAAUUGUCCCUUUCAAACAGUGGGUGGAAAUGCUGAGGCCAAAGGUGAUGAUGAGUGACUUAAGGUGUGAGACUCCAGAAGAGUUCUUUAAAGAGGACUUUGAAUCUCUCUCCAAUGAGGCCAUUUGCCCUCAACUCAAAGUCAUGCCCACUUUGACUUCCACCCAUAAGAAUAGUACUGGCUUGGCAGAGACUGGGACUCACUCUAAUUCCUACUUGGAGACUAGUAGGGUCUCCAUCUCGGUGCUGGUGCCUGGCCUUUUGUUGGUGUUUGUCACCUCUGCCUUCACCGUGGUUGGCAUGCUUGUUUUCAUCCUGAGGAACCGGAAACGCUCCAAAAGGAGGGACGCCAACUCUUCUGCCUCAGAGAUCAACUCUUUACAGACAGUAUGUGACUCCUCCUACUGGCACAAUGGACCCUACAGUACAGAUGGAGCCCAUAGAGUGUAUGACUGCGGUUCUCACUCCCUAUCAGACUGA
This is a messenger RNA of Protobothrops mucrosquamatus (brown spotted pit viper), 2076 nucleotides long. RefSeq names its product SLIT and NTRK like family member 1 (gene SLITRK1). The transcript has a single exon. Gene Ontology annotation, biological process: axonogenesis; regulation of presynapse assembly; positive regulation of synapse assembly. The record is from RefSeq and is a predicted model, not a curated record. Lineage: Eukaryota; Metazoa; Chordata; Lepidosauria; Squamata; Viperidae. Gene Ontology annotation, molecular function: protein binding. The coding region runs from base 1 to 2076 and encodes 691 amino acids. Gene Ontology annotation, cellular component: glutamatergic synapse; GABA-ergic synapse; postsynaptic density membrane.